This is a messenger RNA of Penicillium olsonii, 1692 nucleotides long. The record is from the annotation of a GenBank genome assembly. Lineage: Eukaryota; Fungi; Ascomycota; Eurotiomycetes; Eurotiales; Aspergillaceae.
AUGGUGAAAGGCCAGAAGGAGAAGAGAGAUCAAUUCCCAACAAUCAUCACCUGCCCCAAUGAGAUGGUGGCUUUGUCCAUGGCAGAUGGAUAUGCCCGAUUGACCGGCCAGCCUCAAGCUGUCAUUGUUCACGUGGAUGUUGGAACACAAGGGCUCGGCGCAGCAGUGCACAAUGCCUCGUGCGGGCGCGCUCCCGUUCUCAUCUUUGCCGGUCUUUCGCCUUAUACCAUUGAGGGCGAGAUGAAAGGCUCACGCACAGAGUACAUCCAUUGGAUCCAAGAUGUGCCUGACCAAAAGCAAAUUGUUGCGCAAUACUGCCGAUACACCGGUGAAAUCAAAACUGGCAAGAAUGUGAAGCAAAUUGUGAACCGCGCACUUCAGUUCGCAACUAGUGACCCACAAGGCCCGGUGUAUCUGAUGGGUGCACGAGAGGUGAUGGAAGAGGAGAUUGAGCCGUACCAACUCAGCCAGAAUGUUUGGAAUCCGGUAUCACCAGCCGCACUACCCGCGUCGGGAGUUGAAUUCAUCGUUUCUGAACUGGCGGCGGCGAAGAACCCGUUGGUUAUCGCCGGGUACACAGGCAGAAAGGCUCAGGCAGUAACCGAGCUGGUCAGCUUGGCUAACAAUUUCAAGGGAAUCCGUGUCCUGGAUACCGGUGGUAGUGACAUGUGUUUCCCUGCCAAUCACCCAGCAUGGCUCGGAAUGAGAUUUCCAGGACACGAAGCUGUUGGAACCUCAGAUGUCAUUCUUGUGAUUGACUGCGAUGUUCCCUGGGUUCCCACUCAGUUCAAACCAUCUGCCUCAGCGAAGAUUAUACACAUCGAUGUUGAUCCCUUGAAGCAGCAGAUCCCAGUCUUCUACCUCAACGCGAUGGCUACUUUCAGGGCCGAUUCAUCUACUGCCCUGAAGCAAAUCAAUGACCAUGUUGCUUCCCAGGGUUCUCUGCAGCAGUUUAUUGGAUCCAAAGAGAACAUCACCAUGGGCCAGACCCGAGAUGCAGAAUACCUGCAGCGCCGACAAGAGAUCCAAGAAUUGGCUGUCGUGCCCGAAGGCGGCGACGAUGCUGCACUGAACAUCAGCUAUCUGAUCGGCCAAGUGCGCCAGAGGGUUCCCGACGAUACUAUUUGGGCCAUUGAGGCUGUGACAUGCGGCCAUUUCGUCGCCGAUCAAAUUUCAGCCACCUUGCCAAAGUCUUGGAUCAACUGUGGAGGUGGGGGUCUUGGAUGGUCCGGUGGUGGUGCCCUGGGCAUCAAGCUUGCUAGCGAUAUGCAGCAUGGAGGACCAGGAAAGGGCAAGUUCAUUUGCCAGGUUGUUGGCGAUGGCACAUUCCUAUUCUCAGUGCCUGGAUCUGUCUACUGGGUGGCACGCCGAUAUGGAAUUCCCAUUUUGACCAUCGUCUUAAACAACAAGGGGUGGAAUGCUCCGCGUCGGAGCAUGCUACUCGUCCACCCUGAGGGUGAUGGCUCCCGUGCGACGAACGAAGACCUCAACAUAUCCUUUGCCCCUACACCGGAUUACGCAGGUAUUGCCAAGGCUGCUGCAGGUGGUGAGCUGUGGGCUGGUCGUGCAGCUACUGUGGCUGAGCUUGCGCAGAAGCUGCCGGAUGCCAUCAAGAGUGUUCUUGAUGGCAAGGCGGCAGUCUUAGAAGCGCAGCUCGAUGGAACGACAGGAAAGUAUGUUGAGCAGCCUUGA